UUUUGCAGUUAUUUUUGUGUCGUGUGGAACACAAAGAAACUGUUAGAAAAUUAACUUUUAAUUCAAAAAUUUCCCGAUUGUCUAUUUAGGAGUUUAAAUUUAGCUUUUUGUCAGCGCCUCGCAGGAUGGCAGCAGCUGCCCGCGAUCUGUCCCCACUCAGGAUAAUUACACGCCCGUGGUCCGCCCUCAUUUCUGCUUCCAACAGUACACUUGGAAGGAAACUUUUGUGUUUUUUUUUUUCCUCUCUCGGCGUCCCGUACGCGUCUGUGAGGAUGAGAAAGUUUAUUAUUCCCGUCGGAUUAGACUAUUUUACUCAUUAGUUUGUGAUUUUCCGUAUCAAUUUUACAAAAACUUGAUAAUCAUGUUGCGGAUUUUGGUAGAAUCAGCCGCAGGUCUGCCAAAAAAGACGCUUGGAAGUCCUGAUCCCAUCACGACAGUGAUAUUUCGAGAGGAAAAGAAAAAAACAAAUGUUAUUGACAAUGAGGUGAAUCCAGUAUGGAACGAGCUCCUUGAGUUUAACCUAAAAGGAGCCGCACUGGAACCCAACUCCCACAUCGAUGUGAUUGUGAAAGACUCAGAGACCUUUGGGAAAAAUAAAUUCAUCGGUUCAACAAGAAUUCCUUUAAGAGAGCUUGCCUCUGGUCAACUUCGAUCACUACCGUCCAAAAAUGUGCCUCUGGUGGAUGAGAGUGGCCACAAUAUUGGUGCGACUGUUAACCUCACCAUUGGCUAUGAUCCUCCACUCAAAGCUAACUCCAAUGCAGAUGAAUCCAAUGAUGGUGAUUCUACUGUGGAUUCUGGUGGUGGAGAUCAAGGUGAGGAGAUGGUACCCGACGGGGUCCCGGGUGGUCCUGCGACCACUCCCUCCGCUGGGGGUCAUUCGGCGAGCAUUCGCAGGCGAAUUGCAAGGUCGCAGAAUCGACACCGGCUUGUCAAUAAACCUCAAGACUUCCAGAUCCGCAUCCGUCUCAUCGAGGCCCGUCAGUUGCCAGGCAACAACAUCAAGCCAGUAGUCAAAGUGCAGGUGUGCGGACAGACCCAUAGGACGAGGAUUAAGCGGGGAAACAACCCGUUCUUUGACGAGAUGUUUUUCUAUAAUGUCCACAUGCUUCCAUCAGAACUAUUUGAACAGAACAUCAAUUUCUGGGUUUAUAAUUCCUACUCCCUGAGGGCUGACAGUCUAAUGGGAGAAUUUAAGCUUGAUGUUGGCUAUGUGUAUGAUGAAGCGGGUCACUGUGUCAUGAGGAAGUGGUUGCUCCUGAAUGAUCCGGAUGACUCCAGCUCAGGAGCAAAAGGCUACCUGAAAGUCAGUCUUUUUGUGAUGGGCAUCGGUGAUGAGCAGCCGUCAGAAAAGAGGGACUCUAAUGACGACCAAGAUGACAUUGAAAGCAACUUGCUGCUCCCAGCCGGUGUCACGUUACGAUGGGCCACGUUGUCGCUGAAAGUAUUUAGGGCGGAAGACAUCCCGCAAAUGGAUGAUGCAUUCAUCCAGUCACUGAAGGAGGUGUUUGGAGGAAAUAAAAAUAAGAAAAAUCUGGUGGAUCCUUUCUUAGAAGCUCGUUUCGCUGGCAAAAAGCUACGGACUGAGAUCAUAGAGAAGAAUGCAAACCCAGAGUGGAACCAAGUGUUGAAUCUACAAGUCAAGUUCCCCUCUAUGUGUGAGCGUGUCAAACUGACAGUGUUUGAUUGGGAUCGCGUGACUGGGAAUGAUGCUGUUGGCACCACAUACCUCAACCUGGCCAAAAUAGCCUCCUCUGGGGGAGAAAUUGAAGAGGAACAUGCAGGAAAUACGGAAGUGUCAUCAUUUGAAGCUGGAACGGGAGAGUCAGAGGUUGGUUUCCUGCCUGUUUUUGGUCCCUGCUACAUCAACCUGUAUGGUAGCCCCAGAGAGUUCACUGGACUGCCGGAUCCUUACGAGGAUCUGAAUUUGGGGAAGGGUGAAGGAGUAGCCUACAGAGGGAGGGUCCUUGUUGAGAUGUCCACCAAGUUGGAGGGCAAAGUUGACAAAGCAGUAGACGGCAUCCCUAGUGAUGACAUCUUGGUAGUGCAGAAGUACCAAAGGAGAAGAAAGUACUGUCUCUGUGCAGUCUUCCACAGUGCCUCAAUGAUACAGGAACCAGGGGAGCCGAUCCAGUUUGAAGUCAGCAUCGGUAACUACGGUAACAAACUUGACACCACCUGCAAACCACUGGCCUCUACCACACAGUAUAGCUGUGCUGUGUUUGAUGGUAACCACUAUUAUUACCUGCCGUGGGCGGCUACCAAGCCAGUCGUUGUGGUCACCUCAUUCUGGGAGGACAUAAGCCACCGCAUGGACACAGUCAAUAUCAUCAUGUACAUCCUUCACCGAUUGCAAUCUAACCUUGAACUCUUUCGAACGGCUGUGUCAGCUAAAGCGCCCGACAACCAACUAACUGCGGUGUGGGUGAAGUUGCUAAGUCAGCUAAUUGAAGACCUAGAAAAUUUCCCAACACCAGAGCUGGAGGGCCGCUCCAAUUUGACUUCCCUGGACAUCCAGCUCAAGAAGCUUCGAGACAGUGGCUUGAAAAGCAUCAACCAAGCGGCCAGACGCAUGAGAGAGGAAGCCCAAGACCUCCCUGACACUAUGGCCGACAUUGAGUCAUGGGUGGACAAACUCGCAAUGCUUGCCGAAGAGCCCCAGAACAGCAUGCCCGAUGUAAUCAUUUGGAUGCUUCGUGGUGAAAGGAGGGUAGCGUACACACGCAUACCGGCCCACCAAAUCCUCUAUUCCACAUAUAGUGAGGAGGCUUGUGGGCAAUACUGUGGCAAAACCCGCAACAUCUUUUUAAAGUACCCAAUGGACAAAAACAAAGGAUUGAAGGUGCCUGUUCAGAUCAGAGUCAACAUGUGGCUGGGUUUGUCUGCACAUGAAAAGAAGUUCAACUCCUUCUCGGAGGGAACCUUCAGUGUGUUUGCAGAGCUGUACGAGAACCAAGCCAGUAUGUUUGGAAAGUGGGGAACCACAGGACUGGUGGGGCGCCAUAAAUUCUCUGACGUAACAGGCAACCUAAAGCUGAAAAAGGAGUACUUCAUGCCCCCCAGAGGAUGGGAGUGGGAGUCAGACUGGUUUAUUGACCCAGAGAAAGCUCUCUUAACUGAAGCGGAUGCGGGACACACUGAAUUCAUGGAUGAGGUUUUCCAAAAUGAGACGCGCUUCCCUGGUGGAGAGUGGAAAGCGGCCUCCGAGCCCUUCACUGAUGUGAAUGGUGAGAAGAACCGAAAUCCAUCGGAGUUUGAUUGUCCCCCUGGUUGGAUCUGGGAGGAUGAGUGGACAGUUGAUGACAACAGAGCUGUGGAUGAUCAAGGAUGGGAAUAUGGACUGACCAUUCCACCAGAUGACAAGCCUCGGUCAUGGGUGCCAGCAGAGAAGGUGUACCACGUCCACCGUAGGAGACGUCUAGUUCGACCUCGCAAGAGAGCCGCACUUCCUGCAGGCACAGCUGUGGAGAAGCGGGACCAAGGAGAUCCGGAGGGUUGGGAAUUUUCGUCACUGAUCGGCUGGAAGUUCCACAGGAAGGAACGGUCGUCAGAUACGUUUCGUCGGAGGAGGUGGAGGAGAAAGAUGGCGCCAGAAGACCGCUUGGGAGCAUCGGCCAUCUUCAAACUGGAGGGUGCACUGGGUGUUGAUACGGAGGAGAAAGAGAAAAGCUCCAAGGGUGAUGUCACUAAGAUGUUUGGUGCUAACACACCCACUGUGUCCUGCUCUUUAGACAGGUCAUGUAUGUAUCACCUCCGUGUUUAUGUCUACCAGGCAAGAAACAUGACAUCUAUGGAUAAAGACAGUUUUUCUGAUCCCUACGCCCACGUCUCCUUUCUACAUUUAAGUAAGACAACAGAGAAGUUGCGUGCGACAUUAAACCCAACCUGGGACCAGACUCUGAUUUUUAACCAUGUGGAAAUUUACGGGGACCCGCACGCUCUUGCACAACAUCCCCCUGAUGUGGUCAUAGAAUUCUACGACCAUGACCAAGUGGGCAAGGACGAGCUGCUGGGUCGGUGUGUUUGCGUUCCACUGGUGAAGAUGAACGCUAGCAUGGAUCAGACACCCAAACUGCUUUGGCAUCCCAUCAUGCAAAGGGGGCGCGAGGAAGGGGAGGCGCUGAUUGCCGCUGAACUUAUCCUUAAAGAUAAGUCAGGAGAGUCUGAUCUUCCACUGGUUCCCCCAAAGAGGGCAGAGAACCUCUACAUGGUUCCACAGGGAAUCAGACCCAUUGUGCAGCUCACUGCAGUUGAGAUUCUAGCAUGGGGUCUGAGAAACAUGAAGCCAUAUCAGCUGGCAACAGUGUCCUCACCCAGUCUAGUGGUGGAGUGUGGCGGACAGAGGGUGGAAUCUGCAGUCAUCAGGAACAUGAAAAAAAGCCCCAACUUCCCCAGUUCGGUCCUCUUCAUCAAAGUGCUCCUACCAAAGGAUGAGAUGUACGCUCCUCCAAUUGUGCUGAAGGUGAUUGACCACCGUCCAUUCGGCAGGAAACCGGUGGUGGGCCAAUGCACCAUCACCUCUUUGGAGCAGUUUCGUUGCGACCCCUAUGUCAUCAAGGCCGAGGGGGCUAUGGCUUCCAAAAUGGCCCUCAUGGCAACGACUCAUUCCAGACACAUCUCUAUCAACAUGGAAGAAACGACAUUACUAUUAGAAACUCAGAGUGUAGAGAAGGAAAAGCAAACGGUGGAUUGGUGGAGUAAAUUCUAUGUUUCGGUGGGAGAGCAUGAAAAAUGUGGACCUUACCUCAAGAAAGGAUAUGACACUCUCAAAGUGUAUGACCGCGAACUGGAAGACAUAACACAAUUUGAAGGGCUGACAGAUUUCUGCAGCACCUUUAAACUACAGCGAGGCAAAAACGAGGAUGGCGAUGAUGACCCGAGUGUCGUCGGAGAGUUCAAGGGCUCGUUUAAAGUGUACCCCCUGCCAGAUGACCCAGGUGUCAGCGCUCCUCCAAGACAAUUCCGAGAGCUGCCAGAUAGUGGACCUCAGGAGUGUCUGGUCAGGAUUUAUGUGGUCCGAGCCAUCGAUCUGCAACCGAAAGACAAUAACGGCAGAUGUGAUCCAUACAUGAAGAUAUCCCUUGGAAAAAACACAAUUGAUGACAGAGACCACUACCUCCCCAACACAACCAAUCCUGUGUUUGGAAGGAUGUUUGAGAUGACGUGUUUCCUGCCUCAAGACAAGGACCUGAAAAUCUGCGUAUAUGACUACGACCUGUUGAGUCGUGAUGAGAAGGUCGGGGAGACUGUGAUCGACUUGGAGAACCGCUUCUUGUCGCGUUACAACUCUUACUGCGGCCUGCCACAAACCUACUGCACUUCUGGAAUCAACCAGUGGCGGGACCAGCUCAAACCCUCUGAGAUCUUGGACAACCUUGCUCGUCUUAAAGGCUAUUCCAAACCCAGGAGUGAAGACAAUGGCAAUUCGCUCACCUUCAAUGGAAAACAAUAUGUGCUAGCCCAGUUUGAGGACAAACAGCAGUUUCAUGAACACCUGGGUCCAGCCUGCGAACGUUUGUGUCUGCACGUCCUGCGAACACAAGGAUUGGUACCUGAGCAUGUGGAGACCAGGACACUGUACAGCAGUUUUCAGCCCAAUCUGUCCCAGGGAAGGCUUCAGAUGUGGGUGGACGUUUUCCCCAAAAGCAUGGGUCCGCCUGGCCCACCGUUUGACAUCACACCACGAAAGCCAAAGAAGCAUUUCCUGCGUGUCGUCAUUUGGAACACGACGGACGUGACUCUGGAUGAGACUAGUGUCACCGGAGAGAGCAUGAGUGACAUUUACGUCAAAGGUUGGAUGCCAGGAAUGGAGGAGGACAAACAGAGGACCGAUGUCCACUAUAGGUCUCUGGACGGAGAUGGCAACUUCAACUGGAGGUUUGUCUUUGAAUUCGACUACCUUCCUGCAGAGCAACUCUGCCUUGUCUCCAAGAAGGAGCACUUUUGGAGCUUAGACAAAACUGAGUUCAGGAUCCCACCCAAGCUGACCAUCCAGAUAUGGGAUAAUGACAAAUUCUCACUGGAUGAUUAUCUUGGAACUCUUGAACUCUAUUUGAACAACUUGCUUCCCCCUGCCAAGACGCCAGAGAAGUGUUCACUGUCCAUGAUGGAUGAUGUGGACACAGAUGUGCCACACAAGCCUGAACCUGCCAAGUGUCUGUUUACUCAGAAAUCAGUGAGGGGCUGGUGGCCCUGUUCCAUUGAGCGGGAUGGGCACAAGAGCUUGGGGGGUAAAGUGGAAAUGACUUUAGAAAUUGUGAGUGAAGCUGAAGUGGAUGAAAAGCCAGCAGGAAAAGGCAGGGAUGAACCCAACAUGAACCCAAAAUUGGACCCUCCCAAGCGCCCCGAAACCUCAUUCUUUUGGUUCACCAACCCGUGCAAGACCAUGAAAUUCAUCGUGUGGAGAAGGUUCCGGUGUCUCUUCAUUGCAGUCAUCAUUCUUACUAUUGUGAUUCUCUUCCUUGCCAUCUUAUUGUAUUCGCUACCAAACUAUAUCUCAAUGAAGAUUGUGAAGCCAUUAAAAUAAUGUCCAGCAAUCAAGUUUCAGUCAACCCAAGACUGUCAAAAGGGUCAGAGGAAUGUUAAAUUUUUUUUUUUUUUUUUUUUC
This is a messenger RNA of Corythoichthys intestinalis (scribbled pipefish), 6607 nucleotides long. Its product is annotated as myoferlin-like. Gene Ontology annotation, biological process: plasma membrane organization. The record is from RefSeq and is a predicted model, not a curated record. Bases 362 to 6526 code for a protein of 2054 amino acids. Gene Ontology annotation, cellular component: membrane. The transcript has 54 exons. Lineage: Eukaryota; Metazoa; Chordata; Actinopteri; Syngnathiformes; Syngnathidae.